Cuscuta campestris is the source of this 1534-nucleotide messenger RNA. Lineage: Eukaryota; Viridiplantae; Streptophyta; Magnoliopsida; Solanales; Convolvulaceae. The record is from the annotation of a GenBank genome assembly.
AUUAAAAAAUUGUCUCUGGGAACAAAUCGCUUCAUCCUCCUCAGCCCGCCACGACCUCCACUUCUCCACCUUCAGCCGGUCACGCACCGCCGCCGUUUCUCAUCCUCUGAAGUCUCUCUUUGAGAAUGGCAACAAGUCUUCUAUUCUCCAGUAAGGGUUGCGACCAGUACUCGCUCAUCAGAAAAACUACAAGAUGGAGGUCUCCUAAAGCUGCAGUAAUUCCCAAUUUUCAUCUUCCUAUGCGGAGUAAUGAGGUUAAAAACAGGACAUAUGCUGAGGAUAUAAAAGCACUCAGAUUGGUUAGUGCAAUAAAAACUCCAUAUCUACCUGACGGAAGAUUUGAUCUUGAGGCCUAUGAUGCCUUAGUGAACAUGCAGAUUGAGAGUGGUGUUGAAGGGGUAAUUGUUGGUGGCACAACCGGUGAAGGUCAAUUAAUGAGCUGGGAUGAGCACAUCAUGCUCAUUGGCCACACCGUCAACUGCUUUGGUGGGUCCAUCAAAGUCAUUGGGAACACAGGAAGCAACUCAACCAGGGAAGCGAUCCAUGCCACAGAGCAAGGCUUUGCUGUUGGGAUGCAUGCAGCCCUUCACAUCAAUCCCUACUACGGCAAGACAUCCUUAGAGGGAAUGGUCUCUCACUUUAACGGCGUGCUCCCAAUGGGACCCACAAUCAUCUAUAACGUCCCAUCAAGAACCGGUCAAGACAUUCCACCCAGCGUGAUUCACAAGGUGGCAAAGAGCCCUAACCUGGCAGGUGUGAAAGAGUGUGUUGGGAAUGAUCGAGUGGAGCAGUACACAAGCAGCGGGAUUGCUGUUUGGAGCGGGAACGACGAUGAAUGCCAUGAUGCAAGGUGGGGUCAUGGUGCGACAGGUGUCAUUUCUGUAACGAGCAACCUGGUCCCUGGUCUGAUGAGACAACUAAUGUUUGGAGGAAAGAACCCGACACUGAACGCAAAGCUUCUUCCUUUGAUGAAAUGGCUGUUUGAACAACCAAACCCUAUUGGUUUAAAUACAGCCAUGGCACAGCUUGGGGUCGCUAGGCCCAUAUUUCGCCUUCCCUAUGUUCCACUUCCCAAGGCAAAAAGGGAGGAGUUUGUGAAGAUUGUGACCGAUAUUGGCCGGGAAAACUUUAUAGGAGAGAAAGAUGUCCAAGCUCUCGACGAUGAUGAUUUCAUUUUGGUGGGUCGAUAUUAAUGAAGAUUCUGCAGUGUUUCGUUACAACUAGUUUUUCUUUAUCAUUAUCAUCAUCAUCGUCAUCAUCUUCUUCUUUUUUGUGUCAAAUUUAACUGCUAGUUCUGUUGUUGAACUCCAUUAAUCAAUCGUGUUAGAUGUUUUGUGUUCCACUUGUUGAUGACUUGAAUCACUUAAUGUUAUCCCAUUUCAUCUUUCUCAUAAUUCAGUAUUUUGAUUUUUGGUUGAGGAUAUAAUAAUUUGUUACUGCUUGAUGAUUGAAUUUUGGUGACUUGAAUUUUAAAGCUUAGUUUCUAUCCAUUUCUCGAGUAUCAAACAAUGCCUAAGAAAUUUCACAGUUGGUA